AUGUCCGACCAGGAUUUGAGGAACGCAAUUCUCCGGCUCACUGAACUGGUAGCUAGCCAACAAGAGCAGAUUCAACUUCUCAACCGAACCGGUGAAGCCAACCAACCGGGAAUUGACGGCAAGAAUCUGGACGAUCCGGCGAAGGUGAGGCUACUCUUAAGGAAGAUCGGCACCAAGUUCCAUGAGCGGUACGUAAACAGUAUCCUGCCAAAGCAUCCCCGCGAUUUCGGCCUGGACGACACGGUGAAGAAACUUAAGAAGCUAUUUGGCCGCCAAACCUCGCUGUUUAACGAUCGCUACCGUUGUCUACAAUAUGUCAAGAACGAAGCAGACGAUUUUUCAAGUUACGCUGCCUCUGUGAACAAGCACUGCGAAGCAUUCCAGCUGACCAAGCUCACCGACGACCAAUUCAAGGCACUACGUUUUGUUUGCGGUCUACAAUCUCCCCGCGAUGCAGACAUCCGAACUCGAUUGAUCGGUAAGUUAGAAGCUGAAGAGCAUGCUCCGCCAGCAGACGGCACGAAGCUCACACUAGAAAAUCUCGUCGAGGAGUGCCAUCGGUUUAACAAUCUGAAGCAGGACACCAAGAUGGUAGAGAAGCCCGUUCCGGAAAAAUCCGUCGUCAACGCCGUUUCUACCAAGCCUGCUAAGAAGAAGCAACCGAAAUCUCCGUGCUGGUUCUGCGGUGAUUUACACUUUGUGAAGGAAUGCCCCUAUCAAGACCACAGCUGUAGCAAGUGCAAACGGAAGGGGCAUAAAGAAGGUUACUGCUCAUCCGUGGAAUCAAAACCGAAGUCUGCAAAGGAAUUCGAAAAACCGAAAUCCAAGGAAUAUGUGAAGUCCAAAGGAAUUUCGGUGAAACGCAUCGAUCUCCAAGGGAAGAGGAAAUACGUUACCGUCGGAAUCAAUGGCAACGAUUCUGUUCUCCAGUUGGAUUGCGCUUCCGAUAUCACGAUCAUUUCUACGCAAACCUGGAAGGCGAUCGGAAAACCAGCCAUCAGCGAAACCGAAAUCACCGCCAUCAGCGCUUUCGGAAAUAAGAUCGACAUGACUGGAGAGUUCCUUGCUGAAUUAACCAUCCAAAGCGUGACGAAAGCAGGCACUUCUCAAGGUGUUCGGAAGCAAAAAAGGAAUUCCGGUAUACACGGCCAACCGACUUCAACGCUGGGCGCUUACGCUGAUGCUGUACGAUUUCGACAUCCAGUUCGUGCGCAUUGA
Messenger RNA from Toxorhynchites rutilus septentrionalis, 1218 nucleotides. RefSeq lists its product as uncharacterized. The transcript is spliced from 2 exons. The record is from RefSeq and is a predicted model, not a curated record. NCBI's taxonomy places the organism in Eukaryota, Metazoa, Arthropoda, Insecta, Diptera, Culicidae. The coding region runs from base 1 to 1218 and encodes 405 amino acids.